Molecule: messenger RNA, 1599 nt
Organism: Trypanosoma brucei brucei TREU927
Lineage: Eukaryota; Euglenozoa; Kinetoplastea; Trypanosomatida; Trypanosomatidae
Product: elongation factor 1 gamma, putative
Exons: 1
Coding region: 1-1599 (532 amino acids)
Biological process (GO): translational elongation
Cellular component (GO): cytoplasm; nucleus
Molecular function (GO): translation elongation factor activity
Source: RefSeq, a predicted model, not a curated record
AUGCGUGAGAGACAAAUGUAUUUUAAAGUGGAGGAGAGCGAUUUGCCUUUGUGCAUGAUGCGAGGCAUCACGAAUAUGAAAAGUAAAGAGAAACACGACUCCGUCUUCGAGGGGUUAAACAGUAAAUGCUUCACAUGUGGGACUGCUUCAAAUAACACUUCAGAGGCAUGUACCAUCACUCUGGCAUCGCCACUGAGAGUUUAUGUUUCCUUACACAAGUUGGAAACAACCGUUGCUGAAGAGGCGGCAGUUAAUUUGCUCACGUUCCAGGCCCCAUCUUCUGGUUUCUGUCCUUCCAUUCCACCCCCCCCCCUUUACACCCUCUUUGAUUUACACCUGCGUUUCGUAGAUAUAAGUUCUGACACUACUCUCAACAGUAAAGCAAUGUCUCUCACACUCUGGUUUCAGCCACACCACGAAAACGCCCGCAACCUCAAGCUACUGGUGGUUGCUGCCUUUGCAAACGUUCCUGUGACGGUGAAGGCGUGUGAAUAUGGGCGAGAGAACGAGACGGAGGAGUAUCGCCGCAACUGCAGUCCGUGCUGCCGCUACCCUGUGCUCCAGACGGAGGACGGAUGUAUCUUCGAGUCAAACGCGAUCGUCCGACACAUCGCACGACUUGACAAAAGCGGCAGUUUUCUGUACGGCCGCACACCCUUUGAGGGCAGCCAGGUGGACAUGUGGUUGGAUUUCGCCGCAACGGAACUCGAUACUGCCGCAAAGCCAUUUGGUUUAAACAUAUACCGCGGUGUGCCCAUCCCAGUCGAUGCGAUGGAUUCCGUGCACGAGGUGUUUGGUGGCCUUGAGACAUGGCUGGAGACGCGCACAUUCCUGGUUGGUGAGCGUUUGACCGUCGCAGACAUCUGCGUCGCGUUUGCCCUUCAAUUUCACUACCGUGCGAAUGCUGCGGAGGGUGAAGCCCUGACAAAGAAGUACAGGAAUGUCUACCGAUUGUACAACACGGUGAUGCAACAACCCAAGACAGUGGAAGUACUAAAAUCCCAGGGUGCAACUUUCGGGCCAGUGAAGGCUAAAAAGGCAGAGCAGCAAGCACCUAAGGCGGAGAAGGCUCCCAAGCCCGCUCCGAAGGAUGAUGAUGAUGAUGAUGUCCCGAAGGAAAAGAAGAAGCCGAACCCGCUGGACGAGCUCCCACCGAGCCCAUUUGUUCUGGAUGCAUUCAAGCGCGAGUACAGCAACAACGACACACGCACGGUGGCGGCACCAUACUUCUUCCAAAACUACGACGCGGCUGGGUACACAUCGUUCUGGUGUCGCUACAAGUACAACGAAGAUAACAAGAUGCAAUUCAUGACAGCGAACCUCGUCCGUGGGUGGUUUCAGCGCAUGGAGCACACACGCAAGUACGCGUUUGGGGUUGCCCUAAUCAUCGGGGAAGAGAAGAAGCACGACAUCGUUGCGUUGUGGGUGUUCCGGGGUAAGGGUAUGCCGGAGAUCGUGAAAGAUGUGGAAGACACGGAGUUGUUUGACUGGGAAGAGAUCCCCGACGUGAGCGCCCAAAGGGAACGAAUUACGGACUACCUGUGCUGGGAGGGUCCGACCAUUCCGAAACCCGUUCUUGAGGGCCGCGUCUUUAAAUAG